CUUGUUUCCGCUUUGCCUCUGUGUCGGUGACCUGUAGUGUCCUCUAGCUGCCGUUAUUUCACUAAUAGUCGAUUAAAGACAACAAGAUUAACAUUAUGGUUUUGGAGGAGAAGAUGAUCGUAAACGGAGAGCCCGACAACGAGGAGGAAGAGGAGGAAGAGGAGAUGGUGGAUCCUCUUGAAACAGUGCGUCAGAAAUGUGAAGCAGCGGAGCACUGCGUUCACACUCGGGAGCGUUUAGAGCAGUGUGAGACCAGAGUCAACUCUCGGUCUUCGACAGCCGAGGAGUGUACUGAGGAGUUGUUUGACUUCAUACAUGCUCGGGACCACUGUGUGGCUCACAAAUUGUUUCAUUCUGUCAAAUAAGGCCCCUUCUGGUUGUUGGACCGUUUGCUGACAGCAUUCUUCAAAUAGUGUAAUAUUAGGAUUAAUGUGGUUUAAAAUGUAUCCAUAUGUGGAUCUGCUGUGUGUUCUAACUUUAAUUUGUAUGCUUUAAUCUGCUUAUGUGAAAAGUAUUUCCCAUUUAAGUCUGUCAGCAUUUCAGUAAAGUGGAAGAGGAAAUGUACAGAGUGUAGACAUUUUGUGUCAAACAAAGGAUAUUAACAUCUUUGUAAGAAAUAUUGUCAGAAAAUAUACUUUUCAUGAGAUGGAAGCAUCAGAACUUUUGUGAAGAGACACUGAUUGUAAAGUGAGCGUCAGCAAUUAAUAGCUCUGAAGAACUGUUUGAAAAACAGUUCAUCAUAUUAAAUUCACAUUAAACACA
This is a messenger RNA of Nematolebias whitei (Rio pearlfish), 762 nucleotides long. RefSeq names its product cytochrome b-c1 complex subunit 6, mitochondrial (gene uqcrh). The record is from RefSeq and is a predicted model, not a curated record. Lineage: Eukaryota; Metazoa; Chordata; Actinopteri; Cyprinodontiformes; Rivulidae. Gene Ontology annotation, biological process: mitochondrial electron transport, ubiquinol to cytochrome c. The coding region runs from base 96 to 365 and encodes 89 amino acids. The transcript has 4 exons.